Messenger RNA from Daktulosphaira vitifoliae (grape phylloxera), 1590 nucleotides. RefSeq names its product WD repeat-containing protein 18. The coding region runs from base 98 to 1537 and encodes 479 amino acids. Gene Ontology annotation, cellular component: nuclear pre-replicative complex. The record is from RefSeq and is a predicted model, not a curated record. Gene Ontology annotation, molecular function: protein binding. The transcript is spliced from 5 exons. Gene Ontology annotation, biological process: rRNA processing; DNA-templated DNA replication. NCBI's taxonomy places the organism in Eukaryota, Metazoa, Arthropoda, Insecta, Hemiptera, Phylloxeridae.
UUAUAAACAUUCAUUAUCAGUAUUUGGUGCAACGUGCAAAUUUAAAAAUUUAUUCAAUUUAUAAAAAUUUAAUAAUGCCAUUUAAAGUUUAAUAAAUAUGACAUCCUCUGAAAUAUUAGAGGUAGCUAUAGUAUCUGAUGGCACUACAGGUGCCUCAGUAUGGGAUUUUACCAAUGGAACAAUGCUUAAAACAUACAGACAUACUGCUUCUAUAGGUCAAAAUGGAUUGAGUUUAUUAGGGACAGAUUACCUUUUAGCUGCAGACAAAGGACCAUUAAUACAUACCUGGCCUAUUAAUAGUCAAGAAAAAACACAUCAAGUCCGUAUGUUGUGUGCAGGAAAAAUAAAUGCUUUGGCAACUAGUCCUGAUGGUCUUUAUAUUGCUGUUGCCAUUGCUGAAAAACUUCAAGUUUGGAUGGCAUGUUCUGGUAAAAUGUUAUCAACUGUAUGUCAACAUUUUCAACCUAUUACUAUUAUUAAAUGGUCGCCAGAUGGAUCUUAUUUAGUUACCGGUGGUGAGGAUGGUUUAGUAUGUGUUUGGGAAUUAGGAAGAUUAAUUAGUAUUUCUCAAUCUUGCAUGCCACAAGUCUUUCAUUUGGGUGAUCAAACAGAUCAAUCUGCACCUAAAUUCACUUAUUCUGAUCAUUCUGUACGAAUUACUGGAAUUUAUAUUGGUAAUUCUUCUAGAUGUAUAAGAUUGUUUACAACAUCAGUUGAUAAAACAUGUAAAAUUUACGAUCUAUCCAUAGGUAUAAUGUUACUUUCAAUAGCAUUUGAUACUGUUCCAUCGAGUCUGACAGUAGAUUCUGUUGAAACAUCUGUAUAUAUUGGUACAAAUACUGGCCCUAUUCGUUCAUUUGAUCUAACUUCUCCUCCAAGAACUCGAGAAUGUUAUUUAUCCGAUAAAGAAUGUGGAAUAAAAUUUAUUGGGCAUUCAAAAGCUGUGUGUGCAUUGAGUGUAUCUUUGUUUUGUGAUUUGUUAGUGUCAGGUUCAACAGAUUGUACUGUCAGAACAUGGCAUAUAGCAAGUCGCCAAUGUUUACGUACAAUUCAAUUUAAAGGGCCAAUUAUUAAUAUGUUCUUAGUUUUAACACCUCGACAAUUAACUGCUAAUGAGUUAGAUCCUAAUGUUAUUUUAAGAAGUUUUAAAAAAAGUGACGAAGAAGAGAAAAAUAGUAACAAUAUUGAAGUGUAUUGUAAAAAUGAUUUGUAUGAUGAAGAUGAUGAAAUGCCAAAUAUUAAAGUUGACUCUACUUUGCGAGAAGAGCUAAAUAAAUUAACAGCAAUAAAUGCUAAAUUAUAUGAAUUUGCUCUUAAUUCAAUUUUAAAUAAUGAAGAAAAUAAAAUUAGUGAGGAUAUUGAUUUAAAUAGUUUUUCACCAGUUGGUCUAGGAGAUUCAAAUGAGCAAAAUGAUAAUCACAUAGAUCCAAAUGAAGAUGAUUUAGUGGAAUCAGUAGAAUCACCUCCUAAAAAGAAAAGAGCUAGAAGAAAAAACAAAAAAAACAAAGAUAACAUUACUGUGUAUAAAUAUUCAUAGAGUAAAUUACUUGAUUGUUUGUUAAAAAGUAAAUAAAUGAUUUUGAAUAAAAU